ACUUCGCCUCCAUGUAGGCUACGUUAACGGCGUGUAGCCCGGAUGUGGAUGCGAGCAGGUCUCGCCUCCCUCGGUACACACACUCACGCAUACGCAUACGCGCGCACACUCACACACACUCACACACAGACAACGUGCACACCUGGACGCGUCAUGUGACCCGCUACCUGGGCGUGGAGAAAGACUGACAGUUAUUUUGCCUCGAUGCAUUUUUUGUUGAAUGGGAGGUUCAUCUCUGAACGCGCUCUGUGCCAAAUGCUGCCAUUCUCUCUGCAAAAGUAAGAUGUGAACUUUUUUUGCGUUGGCGUCACUUUGGGGGAAUUUAUUUCUCGUUUUAUUUGUUUGUUUGCAAUUUUUUUUAAACCAAAACCGCUGUCUGGACCUGUUUGUUCCGCUCCUACCGAUUCUGCCAAGCUCUCUGUCCAGACGCUCACUCUGGCUUUAGUGCAGGGAGGAAAAACAAAGAGAUGGGAGAUUGGGUGAAGACGGUCCUGCUCUUGGUGUGUGUCUCCUCCUUUUCCAGUGAGGGGACAGUUUUGGAGUUUCCCACACUCACGCGCAUCAACAAUGUAGUACAGGACCCCGCCACGGGCCGAGUUUACCUGGGUGCCGUCAACGCUAUUUACCAGCUGGACGCUUCACUCAGGCUGGAAGCUAAAGCUGAGACAGGGCCUAAGAAAGACGCUCGAAGCUGCACACCUCCCGUGUCCACGUCCACGUGCACAUCUGCGGAUCUUAAAGACACGAACAAUGUCAACAAGCUCCUUCUGGUUCACUCUGCAAACGGAUCACUGAUAGCCUGCGGGAGUGUAUACAGGGGGAUCUGCUCCCUUCUGAACCUCAGCAACGUGAAUCAGCAGAUCUACUACAGCGACAGUAAAGGAGAGAGGACGUAUGCUGCCAGCAUUGAGGACAGCGUUUUGGUCGUCGGAAUCAUGGCGACGUUUCAGUUCAAGGACGACCCCGAAAAAAAGCCAUUCAACGUCUUUCUGGUCGGGAAGGGCUACGGCAGCCAGGAGGACAACCCAAAGCUCAUCACCACACGCAUCUUGGAGAACUACAAGGAGUGGGUUGUGUUCGAGAGCAUCGUGGAGGCCUCGGCAGUCCAGGCCAUACCCUUCGCCCCCAAGUAUCAGCACCAAUUCCGCUUUGUCUUUAAAGACUCCGGCUUUGUCUAUUUCCUCUUCUCGCGCACUCAGGGCGGCACUGACAACAAGAACUUCACGUUCGUGUCCCGGCUGUGUGAGAAAGACGAAGGUUAUUACUCCUAUACCGAGCUGCAGCUAAACUGCAGUGCAAAUGGCAUCUACUAUAAUAAAGUCCAGGCUGCGUAUGUGACCGAGCCAGGAAAGGAGCUUGCUCGGGCCAUGCUGAAUUCUGGCUCAUACGGAACCAUUACAGUGUGGGAUAAAGUGCUGUUUAUAGUGGCCACUCCAGAUGGCGAGAACGCGACGGACUCAGCUCUUUGCAUGUAUCCGUUAAAGCGCAUCAACGAGAGGGUAGAGGACAUCCUCAGCGCUUGCUACACCGAAUACGGAAAGAUCGGAGGAAGACCAGCUGUGUACAGCCCUUACAUAUCCAGUACAGGAAAUCCCUGUGCACACCGACACAGUAAGGAAAUCGUGGACCAAAACAGGUGUGGAGCAGAGUUCCUGCGCUCCCCGCUGGCCAGCAGGCCCGAGUUCGCCCUGCAGGCAGAGCCGUUCUUCACCAAGCAGGCUCGAGGUCAUCUAACUGCCGUGACUAUCGCUGUGGAAAACGACCACACUAUUGCCUUUGUAGGGAACACCAUGGGAGAGGUAUUGAAGGUUCAUUUGUCAAGCAAACCAGAGGUGUACAACAGGGUUCCUGGAGACACCAUGGGCGAGCACGUGAAUAAGAAUCUUUUCUUCGACAAGACCCAGAGUCACAUAUACAUCACCACGGAGAAAAAGGUCACUAAGGUACCGGUGCAGACAUGCCACCAGAAGACUGACUGCAAGUCCUGCGUGGCCCAGAAAGACCCAUACUGUGGCUGGUGUGUCCUGGAGGGCAGGUGUACCAGGAGAUCAGAGUGCAGUCGAGCUGAAGAGAAGAACGGGUGGCUGUGGAGCCCCAGACAGCAGUGCGUUAAAAUAGUUUCCUUCCAUCCUCCAAACCUCAGCUGCAGGAGAUCUCAGCAGGUGGAGAUCAACGUUCCUUCGCUGCCCAGCAUCAGAGACUUUGACAGGAUCCACUGCACAAUCGGUUGGUCCACUAGUAAAGCCACCAUGGUGGACUCGAUGGUCAGAUGCAGCCUGCCUCCCCCUAACCGGCUUCCUCCUACACCUCCACACCAAGAUUCGGUGGCGGUGCCGGUGAGGAUCUUCGUGAACGACAGCGUAGAGGUGGCCUCCCGUGACUACGAGUUCUACGACUGCGCAGCAGCAGUACGCAAAGCAGAAAAUACUCCGUGUAUCGCGUGUGUGAGCAGACCGUGGGCGUGUCAGUGGAAUACCGCCGAUCACACGUGCUCCGAUGUGAACGACGCCGAAACCGGGCCCAAUAUUAUCAAACACAGACAGACCAAGAAAUGUCCACGGUUUGAAAACCCAGAUCCCAUCCUCAUACCAGUGGGAUAUAAAACUCGUAUCAGUUUUGAGGGAGUGAAUCUUGAGCCCUAUAAGGGCAGAGAGUUCACCAUUGGGACAGACCUGAUGAAACAGUUUGAAGAUGAUGUGAAAACCGAAGAAGGACCAUUUUUCUCUUUCAGUGGAUAUGUGUUCUCAUAUGAUAAGGCUCAGGAGACCAGCAUCCUGUUCCAUAUUAAAGACAAGGACACAGAGAAGAAGAUUGACAGCACACUGAAUGUAACGCUGUAUAACUGCUCGCUGGACCGUGAGGACUGUAGUUUGUGUAAGAACACAGACUUUAAGUACAAUUGUGUGUGGUGUGCUCGCUCACGUUCCUGUGUGUUUCAUAAACUGUGUCCCAGCGAUGAGGAGCAGGAAUGCCCGGACCCUGUGAUCUCAGAAAUUAUCCCACGCUAUGGUCCACUGAAAGGAGGCAUCACAGUCACAAUAAAGGGUUCAAACUUGGGCAUCCACAAAGAUGAUAUCAAGAGCAUCUCUGUAGCAGGAGUUCCCUGCGACCACCAGGAGGAGAAGUACUCAGUUUCCACCAGCGUUGUGUGUGAAAUCGGUCAAGUGGUCCACCGAGGCCCACAUGAAGGACUCGUGAAGGUGGAAGUCAAGGGGGAGAGAAGAAGCAAAUCCUCAGUCUUCUUUACUUACCGGGACCCAAAGCCUGAGGUGGUACAGCCCCGCCGUGGUCCCAGAGCGGGAGGCACAAUCAUCACCAUCACCGGCACUGACCUCGAUACGGCUUCUAAAGAAGACAUUGACAUCUCUGUGGGUGGAGUGCCAUGCCCAGUUGAGGAGUUUGGGAAGCAGAUUACUUGUAAGGUGGGACAGUACAGGAAUGAGAAAGUCCCCUCUGAUGCUCUGCCCGUCGCUGUGCGCUAUGGGAAACACACCAGUAUUCGGGUGCCUGCCUUCUUCCAGUUCUCCAGCAACCCGGACAUUUCUGACCAUCAGCCCAGAAGCAGCUUUGACUGCGGUGGGAGAAAGAUCAGAGUGAUGGGCUCUGGAUUCGAUCUCAUCCAAAAAGCCACAAUCAUAGUGCAAGCUUCGGCUGACGAAUGGUCUGGACUUCACACUCCUAUGGAGUAUAGUCAGGAGGCUCACAGCAAGAACGACACCAUGCUGCACUUCCUCUCUCCUGCCGUGAACAGAACAUACGAGAGCCAGUCCUUCAGAACUUUCAUCCAGUUGGACAACCUGAUAGAGGAGCUCAAACCGUUUGAUUACCACCCAAACCCCACAUUCAACGAACUCCCCAACAAAGUCAUCCCGGAGAACAGCAUGAUCAUUGUCACGGGUCGUGGGUUUUCUAAAGCCAUGACAGCGAAGGAAGCGGAGGCAUUUGUGGGUGACGUGUCCUGCAAUGUGAACACUCUCCAGGAUGAUAAGCUGUUCUUGGAUCCGCCCACCACCGCCCCGACAUCUCGUUCUAAGAGACAGCGGAGAGACACGACAUCUGAACCUCUAGACCUUCUGAUUAAGUUUGGUAACGGCAAGUGGUUGGUUGGCUCUGUGCAUUAUGAGAGGAAGUACGAGGUGAAACUGGAUACAAUCAUCAUCCCUGCAGUUAUUGUCCCAAUGCUACUGAUCAUAGCAAUCUCAAUUGUGUGCUACAGGAGGAAGAGCCAGCAGGCAGAGCGGGAGUAUGAGAAGGUGAAACACCAGUUAGAGAAUCUAGAGGAGAGUGUGCGUGACCGCUGCAAGAAAGAAUUCACAGAUCUGAUGAUCGAGAUGGAGGACCACACAAAUGAUCUGAGUGAGGGUCGCAUCCCAUUUCUGGACUAUAAGACUUACACCGACCGCGUCUUCUUCCUACCCUCAAAAGAUGGAGCCAACGAUGUCAUGAUCACCGGCAAGCUAAAUAUUCCCAAGUCCCGCAAAGCCACAGUGGCGCAGGCUCUUAAUCAAUUCUCCAACCUGCUGAACAGCAAGACCUUCCUCAUCACUUUUAUCCGGACCCUGGAGGCUCGUCAAGACUUCAAUGCGAGAGCUAAGGUGUACUUUGCUUCUCUGCUGACUGUGGCCUUGCAUGGGAAGCUGGAAUACUACACAGAUAUCAUGAGGACACUACUAUUAGGGCUUAUGGACGAGUAUGUGCAGAGUAAAAACCCCAAACUCAUGCUGCGCAGGUCAGAGACGGUGGUUGAGAGGAUGCUGUGCAAUUGGAUGUCUAUCUGCCUCUAUCAGUUCCUAAAGGACGCUGCAGGAGAACCUUUGUAUAAACUCUUCCGUGCUAUAAAACAUCAAAUAGAGAAGGGCCCAGUGGAUGCACAGGUGAAGAAGGCUAAAUACACACUUAACGACACAGGCCUGCUGGGUGAUGAUGUGGAGUACUCCAUGCUGACCCUACAGGUGUUGGUUCAGGGGGAAGGUCCUGACAUCACUCCAGUAAAAGUGCUGGACUGUGACACUAUUUCUCAGGUGAAAGAGAAGAUCAUUGAGCAGGUGUACAAAAACCUACCCUACUCACAGAGGCCAAAAGUGGAUAUUGUCACACUUGAGUGGCGCCCCGGCUCCACGGGGCAGAUCCUGUCAGACCUUGACGUGACCUCGCAGAAAGAGGGCAGGUGGAGACGCCUUAACACACUAGCGCACUACAACGUUAGAGAUGGUGCCAUGCUAAUCCUUUCCAGGGUUUUACACACACAGCAGUCAUAUGACCAAAACCACGACAACCACGAGGAGAGAAACGCACUCCUGGAGGACGAUAAAGUGUUCCAUCUAGUCAGACCGGCUGAUGAGCUGGAUGACGUGAAGUCAAAACGAGGUAGCAUUAAGGAUAAGUCCAUGACCAAAGCCAUCACAGAGAUCUAUCUCACUCGUCUGCUCUCGGUCAAGGGCACGCUGCAGCAGUUUGUAGACGACUUCUUUCGCAGCGUUCUCUGUUCAGGAACCGUUGUGCCACCUGCCAUAAAGUACUUUUUCGACUUCCUAGACGAGCAGGCCUUAAAGCACGAAAAUGUGGACGAGGAAACCAUCCACAUCUGGAAGACCAACAGUCUCCCGCUUAGGUUCUGGGUGAACAUUCUGAAGAACCCUCAUUUCAUCUUCGACGUCCACGUGACAGAAGUAGUGGAUGCGUCGUUAUCGGUCAUUGCUCAGACCUUCAUGGAUGCCUGCACUAAAUCGGAGCACAAACUCAGCAGGGACUCCCCAAGCAACAAACUUCUCUAUGCAAAGGAGAUCUCCACAUACAAAAAGAUGGUGGAUGAUUACUACAAAGGAAUCCGAGUCAUGGUGCCAGUCAGUGACCAGGACAUGAACACACACUUAGCUGAAGUGUCACGGGCUCAUACCGACAAACUGAAUACACAAGUUGCCCUCCAUCAGCUGUACCAGUACGCCAGCAAAUACUAUAAGGAGAUCAUUAUGGCUCUGGAUGAAGACCCUGCGGCUCAGUGUAAGCAGCUCGCCAUGCGACUCCAGCAGAUAGCCGCCGCUCUCGAGAACAAAGUGACGGAUCUGUAACCCCCUCACAGUGAGACAGACGGAGAGAAAGAAACCGAUGUGGAAUUGAAAUCGCCACUGGUCACGUCACACUCAAGUCUGUGGGGCAGAAGAAGGAACGCUUAAAGAAUAAAAGUCCCUUGUGUGUAAUUAGCAUAUAAAUAUAAUCAGAUGUUGAAUUUCUUCCUGUGUAGAGAAAGAAAAGGUUUUAAGAAUUGUAUUAUCUAUUUUUUUUAACGUGCAGUCUUUAUGCGGAAAGCUUUAUAAGGAAGAAAUAACUUUUUAAAUUGACAGCCUUGUGUUGAUUUUGUUUGUUUUGUGUGUGUGUGUGUGUGUGUGUUAGUAAGUUGAAUGCUAAUUGUUCACACACAGGAUGCCUAAAAUCUGACCAAAUGGGAGUUGCUUGGUCAUUGAUACUGAGCAUUGUUUUGUGUGUGUGUGCUUGUGUGUGCUCACUUGUGUGUGUUCAUCUUGGAGUCAUGACUUGUGUGCAUUCUUCAUCAAACACAGAACACGCUCGUUGUCUGUAAGCACAUAGACGCGUGUCACAGCAGGGCUUGUGGUGUUUACUACUGUUCCAGACCUGCUGAGCUUUUGGCGUCGCCUUAGCAACCUAAAAAGAAGCCAGCGUUAUGAUCCAUCGCUGUCCGUACCAUUAAUUCACAAUAGCGCACAGACGAGUUUCGGUUUAGACAAUAAUAUUCAAAGUGGAAAGUCUCUCAACACAAGGUGUGUCAUUUUUCUAUGAAGAGUAAAAAAAAAAAGUUCCUUAUUUGUGUUCAGCCUUUUGUUCAGAUCAGGAAUUGUUACAGUAACAUGUUGCAGUGGUGUGUUUAUGGUGCAACGUACUAAAAGUUGAUGGCAGUUCAUUUCCCUGAGAUGAUUACAGCAUGCCUGUAUUUCCUCUAAGAAUCUCCCUGACGUGACUGAAUCAAACGCUCUUGACUUUUUUUUAAUAGCAGCUCUGUACUAAUAUCAACAAAGAGCUCUCUGGUCUUGUUUUGUCCAGGAUAUGAGUUGAAGUUUCACUUUUUUUUGUUCUCUUUUGAUGCUCUGUUGAAGAAUCCAAACAUUUCACACUAUGUACAUUUUCAUUCCUCGCCAGUAGAUUAUUGUAUAUUUAUAAUCAUACCCUCCGGUGUUACCCAUAUGAGGAUGGGUUCCCCUUGUGAGUCUGGUUCCUCUCAAGGUUCCUUCCUUUACCAUCUAAGGGAGUUUUUCCUCCUCACAGUCACCUGAGUCACCUCAGACUUGCUCAUUGGGGAUAAAUACAAACACAAUUAAAUAUAAGUCUAAUAUUAAUCUUGAAUUUUGUAUUAUAUUAAUCUUUAUAUUAUUCUUUAUAAUAACCUUCUGCUCUAUGUUUAUGUUCUGUGAAGCUGCUUUGAGACAAUGUCAAUUGAAAAAAGUGCUAUACAAAUAAACUUGAAUUGAAUUGAAUUGAAUUGAACAGUAGACACACAAAACACGUUGCUUUUGAAUUCGAAAAUCUCUGAAUCCAAUCGAUUCGGUCGUCUGUUUCAGUGAAGAGCGAAAACGAACGACAGAGCACUUAAGAGAACAAGUGGCUACUUACGGCCUGGUUCUAAACUAAACAGAUGUUGUUGUUUUUUAAUCUGAUCUGGAUUGCAUCGUAAACAGCCUUUAAUCGUAAACAAACAUUUGAAUUCGCCUGCUGUUCUUUUUAUUUGUACAUUUGUACUCCUCAUACCUCUAGAUGUCAGAAAUGUAAGCACCGAAUACUGCAAUACACACGAUUCCUUCUCUGAGUAUUAUAUGUUUUUAUGGUAGUCUUUUACUUUUUUAUUAUUAUUAUUAUUAUUAUUGAGCUGUUGCUUUCCAUAUUGAUCUAAGAUCAGAUUUGGGAUCACACAAAACUCAAAUGUGACUGAGAUCAGGUUCUUUUGUUCAGUCAGAACUGCAUCUUCAUCACCACAAAUCCCUUUGUGUUGUUGUUGUUGUUGUUGUUGUUGUUGUUUUAAGCUGUACCUCUCAGGGCUUGUCUUGCCCCUGAUUUAACUGCCAGUCUGAUACUUUUCCGUCUGUGAAUAGUGGGAGUUCCUCUUUGAAGUAACGCUGGUCUGUUUUGUCGCGUAACAGUGUGGGGCGUUGUGAAGAAGCCUUGUGGCGCUUGGCACUGCCCACUCAAUUCCCCUCGCGCUGUAAUGAAAGCAGCGGGAACCGUGUUUGAUCUUAAUUGCAUGUGGGCUGCUGACACUGUGCUUUUUUAAAACGCCGCGCUGAUACAUUCCUCGUUUUUCAUUUCCGUUCACGACCGGAGACCAAACCCUUCUCCCCAUUCCUCGAGCUCAAUGUAAAGCUUCUUUCAGCCUUUCUUUCACCAGAAUGUGCCUUAAAAUGAUAAGUGUUACACCUUUUUUUGUUGAUUAUCGAUGAUAUUUGGUGAUAAUGGCAAGUUUUAGUCCUAGGGUGCUUGCAGUGUAUUUGCAGCCGUGAUGUUCGAGUGUAAGUAGGAUCAAUUUUUUGUGCCGUAGUCACAAUGUGCCAAUAGGCUAAUCAAAUAAGAGAGAAAAAGGCAGUUUUUAUAUUAGUGUGCAUCUUUGGGACGUCUUUGGCUUGUGUUUGUGUGUGUAUGAGUGUGUGUGAGUGUGUGUGGGUUGUGUGUGCUUUUGUAGUUGUAUUGGGAACAAGCUUAGAUUAGUCUGAACUAAACUGAGCUGUGGUGAAUGUAAAAUAAUUCCCCCAAAGCGUCUGCGACUUUGCUUUUUAUUUCUCAUCCAAACGGAGAAUCUUCAAUAGAAGUGUUGAGUAGCACAGGGUGUUUCACUGGCGUGUUAUCCCUUAGAGCUAUAAUUUGUUUUUAUGCUAUUCCAUAGUGUGUAUGAAAAAAAAUCUAUACUCGAUGACCUUCUUACUGCUGUGCAGUUAUUUUUAUUCUUUCAUGUCCUAUGAUAUUAUUAUAUUGCCUUUGUAUCAACAGAAAAGCAAAAUCUGUCAGCAAUGUAUUCUUGUGUAAUAUCCUAUGCAUUUGAAGUCCUGGAAAAUGGCGAUAUGUCGUGCUGUUAUCGAAAUGUUUCUUUCUCCCCCCCUUCCUUGUGGUUGUAUAGUGAACCAAGAUUCCUGGGACUGUACGGUACAGUAAGGCAGAAGAAUAAAGAUUAGCCGUGGCUCUUUCAGGCCCGGCACCUCAGAAGAGUUCUUACAUGCCUAAUCUGUUUGUACUGAAGUGCUCGCCGCUCAGCAAGGGUCAAGGCCUGACAAAACACCUUGUGCCCUUACAUCAAUAAAGAGACACUUCCAUUUCA
Messenger RNA from Tachysurus vachellii, 9313 nucleotides. It is a transcript of the gene plxnb2b, whose product is annotated as plexin b2b. Gene Ontology annotation, cellular component: semaphorin receptor complex. Lineage: Eukaryota; Metazoa; Chordata; Actinopteri; Siluriformes; Bagridae. The record is from RefSeq and is a predicted model, not a curated record. Bases 468 to 6068 code for a protein of 1866 amino acids. Gene Ontology annotation, molecular function: semaphorin receptor activity; protein binding. Gene Ontology annotation, biological process: positive regulation of axonogenesis; semaphorin-plexin signaling pathway involved in axon guidance; negative regulation of cell adhesion. The transcript is spliced from 38 exons.